This is a messenger RNA of Cydia amplana, 2547 nucleotides long. Its product is annotated as coiled-coil domain-containing protein 170. Lineage: Eukaryota; Metazoa; Arthropoda; Insecta; Lepidoptera; Tortricidae. The record is from RefSeq and is a predicted model, not a curated record. The transcript has 15 exons. The coding region runs from base 213 to 2447 and encodes 744 amino acids.
GUCGCGGUCUUUAUCAGACAAAUCAUGUCAACAAAGUCAUAAUUUGUUUGGGUGGGUUUUCCUUUUCAUGAUAAUGAGAAUAUCGUGCCUUUCGCGAGCUUAAAAUAGCAAUACGGGUCACGCAAACUUUUUAAUAAGAAGUACGGCUUAGUAGUUGUCUUCUGCUCGCUUGGAUAGGACUGUCUGACGAUAAAACCUCGCCAUGGCAUUUUAUGGACGCGGACGUGGGGAAUGACGUCGUGACCGCCUUGAGGAGCGAUCUCGCGGGGCUGCAGUAUAAGCGAGAUAAAUUGUUGUCUGAAGUCAGCGAUUUAAAGAACCAAAUGCUUUCUCGUGAUCAAAGGAUUUUAGAGCAGCAGGUGGAAAUAGACCACCUGCGCGAACAGAAUGCCAGACAAAACGCGGUCAUAUCAUCUCUUAGGAAGAAAAUUCAGGACCUCGAAGAAAUACAGCGUAACCUGCAAGCUGCUCAGGGGAGGAGCGACAUGACAGUACAGACUUUACAGAGGGACAAUCGCUACUACGAUGAUAAAAUAAAAGACUUAGAAAAGAAGCUUCGUAAUCUUGAAUUAGAGUGUCACAACGAAGAGCAGCAAAAGGAAAAUGCCCGCUGCCAGUUUCACGACUUAGUGCGUCGCUUGUCUGCGGCAUUGGACGCUGAAUUCUGCGACACUACCCACACUCAUUCCCCCGAAAGUCUUAUAAUCAAAGCGGCGGAGUUGGUGCAAGAAAUAACAAGGCUCAAGAACAAGUGCAUGAACACUACGGAGAACUUGUCGAGUGUUGAGCAGGACUUUAGGAGUUGCCGGGAUGCGUUGGAGAGAGCUAACGCGGACAAAGACAUGCUGCAACGACAGGUGACGUCUCAGCUGCUUGAGCUGGAGCGUCUACGGCAGGAGAAGGAGUCCCUGUCCGUACAAACGAGGGUCCUGGACCGCGAGCUGCACGAGGCGCGCGAGAAGCUGUCCCACUGCUCCAAGAACCUGUGCGUCGUCACCGACAACGUCAACCAGAAUGAGUCCAUGAUUGUGCAGCUGAAAGAGGACCUACGUCAUCGCGACGAAAAAUACCAAAGAUUGCAAACGGAAUUCCGCAACACGAUGGAGUCAAUCGCGAUCCUCCUGAGCUUGCCGACGCGGUUCGUCGAGGCCCACGAGAGCACUAUCAAGGACAGGAUUAGGGAGAUACUGAGCGACAACAAGGAUAAAACUGUGCAAAUCGACGCGCUGCGCGAGAAGCUAGGCAUGGAGUCUCAGCAGCUGAGCCGCGCGGCGCACGCGCACGACCAGGCGGCGACCCGAGUGCGGGUGCUGGAGGACGAGCGCAACAUGCUCGAGGGGAAGGUCCACAAGCUUGAGGCUGAACUGGCAGCGCUCGAGCUCACCAGGGACAAUUUACGCAAGGACAAAGCUAAUUUUGUAGCAUUCCUCGAGCGGCUUAGCAGGACGAUGAAUAUGGACGAACUGACCCAGGACAUCGGCAUCGAGCUGCACACGGACGCCAUCAUGCACCGCGCCGAGCAGCUGGCGAGGCUGGAGAGCGAUAAGAUCGUGGACAAGCUGCUAUAUUACGGAUACUAUGGCACGCUGCCUCGCCUACGCAGGGAGCGUUCUUUCCAUGACUUGCCUUACCUUAAAGAAACGGCCGUGGUGUACCAACUGCAAAGACGAAUAAGGAUUCUUAGGGAACAAAUCCAAAGGAAAGACUUGCAUCUGGACCUGUUACGGCGCAAACUAAGUGUUCAGGAGGAGUCAUCGCGCGUGCGCGCCGUGCUGCAGGCCGAGCGCGACGAGGCGACAGCGAGGAGCAAGAAGCUCGCCCGCCAGUGUGACAAGCUAGCCGCGCAACUCGGAGAUGCCCGCGCGCAGCUGCGCGAUCUGCACGCGCAGGUGGCUGACGCGGCAGAGUAUAAGAUAAUUUCAUUGGAGAGGGCGCGCAAGAUCGAGGAGCUUCAGAAGAAGCUGGAGGAAGCCGAGCUGCUCCGAGUGCGGUACAACCGCAAAGUCAACGUGCUCAAAGACCAGGUCCGGAACACUGGGGAGACCUUCGAGCAAGAACGGACCACAUCAGAGCACCAGAUCAACAUGUUACGCGAUGACCUGGCCCGCACCAAAGAAGCGCUUGCUGAAAGUCAUAGGAGAGAGGCUCAGCUCACCAGCUUUAGGAACUCAAUAGCGAAACUCCUUGGCAUCCUGGUGCCGUCAUCGGUGUCGGACUUCGAAAUGGUCUCCCGUCUGCAGAAGCUGAUCGACGCGCACCACGACUUCACCGUGGUGUCGCGUCGGUACGACGACCCGACGCUGCUGCGCGCGUCGUCACGCUCGCCGCCGCCGUCGCGCUGUCGCACUCGGACCCCCGACAGAUCACUCCGCUACGACGACUCAGGGUACGCGGACCCGGCAUUUGAUUUAGAGGACGACCUGUACAAGGCUCGUGCUGCCUUGUGACCCUCGCGCCCCCGUCGCCGCGCUCGCUUCUAAGCCAGAAACCUCUUUAAACUGUUAAUGGACGGUGGUACGAGUACAAGUUUGCCGACCAUGUGUGUUA